Molecule: messenger RNA, 5433 nt
Organism: Lycium barbarum (goji berry)
Lineage: Eukaryota; Viridiplantae; Streptophyta; Magnoliopsida; Solanales; Solanaceae
Exons: 14
Coding region: 3658-5163 (501 amino acids)
Molecular function (GO): transcription corepressor activity; protein binding
Source: RefSeq, a predicted model, not a curated record
UGGAUUCAGUCUCCUAUUUGGAAUACACGCUUUUUUAAUGCUGGUUGUGUGUCUUGAUGUUAUGUUGGGCUUGGCUCUUUGACUCUCCUUGUUGCAUUCCUCUUUUUAUUAACUGUGGGAACCCUCUUCCUACUUCUUAGCAGUACUCCUUCCGUCUCAAAUUAUCUGUCGUCAUUUUUAAAAAUUGUCGUCUCAUAUUAUUUAUUAUUUUAGAAGUUUAAUAUGAAAUUAAUUACUCCCCCGUUUCAAUUUAUUUGUCUUACUUUUUUUCUUUCUUUUUUAGUCCAUUUAAAAAAGAAUGACUCUUUCCCUUUUUGAUAACUUUUGAUUCCACCUUUCCACAUGACAUAUUUAAGAUCACUACAUUAAAAGGCAUUUUCGUAUAUUAUACAUAUCUUUAGUUUAAGACUAAAAGAUUUGAAAGUCUUCUUUACUUUCUUAAACUUCGUGCCAAAUCAAAAUCAGACAAAUAAAUUGAAACGGAGGGAGUAUUUUUUUGUUUCACCCUUGACAGUAAUUAUCCUUGAAGACUACAAACACUUUAAUUAUGGGGUGGUGACACAUAAAUAGAGAGUACAUAUUCAAUAAAGAGAGAUUAUAUCUCAAGGUAUAAAUAAAGGUAAAAUAAUCAAAAACCCCUCCUAAGUAAUGUUUUCUUAAGGGAUGUGUUAAAGAGAAACACAACAUAUAAUUUGAGACGGAGGGAGUAUGUUUCAACUUUUGUUAUUCGAUUGCUGAAGAUUUGACUUGUAUUGGUAUGUAGUUAUUUUUGCCUACAUAUGAAUGUACUUGAAAACUGUCAAGUAAGAUUGUAUAGUUGGAUUACUGGAUUUGGAUAAAUAAGUGAAGAAUCCUUACAUUUUGAGGUAAUUUGGCUUCAAAUAAUUUUUUGAUUUUGUAGUACCCUGAGUAAGUGAUAAACUGUAGGAUUCCAGGAUCAUAUGACUAGUGAAUGAUCUGCCUUAGGGUGUAUCAUCUUCUUCUAGUAGAUGCAAAGAUACAAAUAUUCCAUUUUCCUGGAGAGAUAAACUGGAAACUCAAAAGUACCGUAGACAAACUAGACAUUGGUUUUGUCGGCACUUGGCAGUUUAUUAGACUGUUCAUUAAUGCAUGUCUGACCUUCUUGUUGCCCAGUACGAUAAUAAAAAAGUUAAACUAGAAACUUGAUGUUUUUUUUUAGAAACUUUAAUAUUCUGUAAUAUAAUUAUCAAUUUUGAAAUCUAAGUCUUCUGAUCAAUCCCUUGGUUAAUGGUUAGAAGGGGAAAUGAUUUACCUUGUUAGAUAUUGGACAUGAAUUUAAUAUACGGUUAAGUAUGACGUAAAAAGGCAUUCUCAUUGUUGUGAAUGAAAGUAAAGGACAAACCUUUAAGUUAUAGAUUGCAUACACGUAAAGGACAAACCUUUAAGUUAUAGGUUGCAUACACGUUUGACUUUCAGCUCUUACAAUUCUAGGUCAGUAGAUGAUCCAGUAGCUAAGUUUACAUUCUGCCAUCUUGUAGUUUGCUGAAUCCAAAUUAUUUCAUGCUCGAAAAUAUUUAUGAGGCUUGUGCUAGCCUUAUAAUCUUUUUGCAUGCCAGCUGCAUGUAUAAAAUUUUAUUUUGCUUCAUUUAGUUCUGGAGCUCAUUUUGGCCCCUCGGGGCUUUGGUCUAGUGGUAAGAGCGCAACAUGCGACGUGUGAGUUAGGCGCACAUCACGAGUUUGAGCCUUACAACGGACAAGAGCCUGGUAUAUAAGAUGAGAAGGGUAAGAGGUAUCACGCGUCACUGGCUCUUAGGGAUUUCUCAAUUAUCGAAAACAAGUUAUGGAACCCAUUUGGUCAUUACUUUUUCUUUUCUUUUAAGUAACUCAUUUGGUCAUUACUUUUUCUUUUCUUUUAAGUAACUCAUUUGGUCAUUACAGAAAAACUAUUUAUCAUUAUGUUAUGGUUUUGCCUGUGAAUCAACUUUGAACUUUUCAUGGUAGUUUGGAGUCAGAAGAACCGCUACCUCUCUCUCUUCCUCCCGUUUUUGUCCAGUCUGUAAAACUGCUACUUUCAACAUAGCAUCCAGCUGUUUGCGUUGUUACUCAAUUCAAUUUCAUUUAAUCCUAUGAAUUAUUAUAUUCUUUAGUCACAUGAAAAUAGUAGAAGUUUUUGCAAAGAUCUAAUGCGCAGCAGCUUCUUUUUGUCCUUCAGGUUUCUAGCAGAGACUUGGUUUGUUUCCGUUGAACAUCAAAUGGAGGAAAUAGGCUUAGUACCCCUGGUGAAGAUACAAGCAAGUAUCUAACAAAAAAGGAAAAGAGAAAAGCUGAAGAUGAAGGAGUCAUAGAUAGCAAUGGAGAUUGUUGGCUUUGCUUAGAGUAACCAUCAAUACUUAUGCGGCUCUUUCAAUUCAUCCCUCAGAGGUCGAAAGUGCUAUGGCAGAACUACUUCUUUUAUUUUCCACUGUAUUCACUUUGUAAUACAUAAUGCCUUUCUGAUGAUGAAAGAAAUAUCAAAGGCUAUUAUGACUUGUGUAUGUCGCAUAAAGGUUAUGCCAUUGAAAAAGAAAUUAGAAAAGAACUAAAUCUUUUCUUGAAUUGUUUUUUGAGGAUAUAAUUUUGUCAAAUUGUCGUGUUUGAGUUAUCUUUGUUUACAUAGCACUAAACUCUCUUUUCAUCUUGUGCAUGAUCUUUUUUUUUUUUUUUUUGGUUGCUUCAUACUUAUCGUAUAAUUAAUUUUAAUAUUGUACAUUAACUUUACGAAUUAGAUUAGCUAUCCAACCAUGUGGAUCAUAGUUAAAAAAAACUUUCUCAAUGAAAUUUGCUAAAGCAAAAGGGAAAUGUGAAAAUUGAAAUUUUUUUUAAAAAAAAUCCAUGGUUUUAAAGUUACAAAAGGAACGCGUAAGAUCAAAAAAUGACAUUCAGUUACCGCGUUUUCAGCCAAAUAAUUCAAAUACUCUCUCAUGGACACAUGUAUAACGCACGUGUCCAGAAAUUAGUUAAUAUAAAUAUAUUUCCUGGUUUGAUUCUAAUAUAUAAAUUUAUUGUACUACAUGUGUAUGUGCAUGUGAGUUUAGUUUGAGUUUGAACUCAGAGUUCAAGGUUUUUUAAUUCACUUGUUACUCUAUUGAGUCGUGCUUGAACUUGUCUAUAUAUGUUCGAAUAGAGCUCUACUCCAGUUUGCAGCUAGUUUGAUAUUUGAGCUUGAGUUUGAACUCAAUUUUAUAAUACUUGAGCUGAGCUCAAACUGAGCCCCACUUGAUCAAACUACACCUGUGAUAUCUAUCACUGACUCCCAAUCCCUUAGUGAUUAUGCCAAUGGCUACUAAGGAUUGAUUACCUUUAGUAAAAUCCUUACAACUAAGAUUAUGUGUGACACACUUCCCCAUUUCGGUAAAGAUGCAUGUUGCAGGUUGAAGUAAGAAAUGGAUGAACAUAUGGCAGCUUAGGAAUAAGAUCCGCCAAAGCAAGUAUGCGACGGAGGCAUUCAAUAAAGUUCUUGAUACAGUGCACUUUCCCUUCACAUCUUUUUUAUCUUUUGGUUUGAAGAUGAUACUCUGUAUGUGCAAUUAAUUUCCAUUGACUUGCUGACCAAGCUUUAAUUACUGUGGUUUCUUAGUUCUAUUUCCAGCUCCAUUUUGAAGUUCGAUUCAUUAUCAGUUGGAAGUUGUCACAGCAAAAGACACUGGGCAAACUAACAUGGAAGGAAGGAACAACAGAUCUCUCCAACAAGCAUCUCAUCAAGGAUGGCCAUCUGUUGUGCUGGCUAUAGGAGGAGUUAUGAAAAUUUGUGGCAAGCAAUCUGCAGUGCAGAGUGGCAAAAAGAGGAAAUUGAGUUCUCUGGCAUCUGUUGGGAAAGAGAAAGUUACUGUUGCAAAGGACAAUACUAAACGUGGAGAUGCUGGUCUGGUUAGUGCAAAUUUUUUAAUCGAUGCAUUGAAGAAAAGAGCUGAACAGAUAGGCAUCUCUUUUAAAGAGAUCCGUGACCUUCACACAGAGAGCAAGCUCCUAUGUUGCCACUUUAAUUCACAAGGAGAGUUGUUGGCUACUGCUGGACACAACAGGAAGCACGUUACAGAUGUCCGUUUUAGACCAAAUUCAAUGGUGUUUGCAACAUCUUCCUUUGAGAGAACUGUGAAGAUAUGGAAUGCAGCUAAGCCAAGGAACCCUUUCCUAAACCUUGUCGGGCAUGAUGAGCAUAUUAUGUCGAUAGAUUUUUAUCCAUCAACGGCGGGUCUCCUCAGUUCUUGUGAUAGCAAUGGUGAUAUUAGACUGUGGGAUGUCAGUAGAGGUGAUUACGAACUCAUUCUAAGUACGAGUGUGGAGGAAGAUCAAGGUCUCCAAAUCCAUUCUCGAUCAAAGGCCUGCCAAGAGAAAGACUUGAACUGGUCAUUCUUGAUUACAUGGCUAAAAGAGGUCUCAAUCAGACGGGUGAGGUGUUUGGCAGAGAAAUUAUUACUAAUCCAGAUCCUGUUGGUUGCGCAAACAGUGGAAAACAUUGUGCCUAAUAUCAAUCCUGAAAAUUCAACUUAUGCUCCUAAUCAUACGGGAGCAAAAAUCUCUAAUGUGAUGCCUGUGAUGCCGUCACCUCAUUUGAUGGCAUCUUCUCGUGUGAUGGAAUCCAUCGGUCCUGAUCUUAUGGGUGAAAUGUGUGGCAUGCUUCCAUUUGCAAGAAAUUCUGCUAUCAAAUGGAGCAAAUGCCAAGUUGGAGUUGAAUCUACUACCAACCCCAAAAAGAGACUGAAUGUUAUGGAUGCAUAUGAAGCAACAAAAAUUGUUUUCCAAAGGAUUCAAAAUUUAGAUCCUGAAAAUGCCUCCAAAAUCAUGGGGAUUCUUCUGAUACAAGACCAUGAUGUAGAGUGGAAGAUCUGCUACCAAAUUUAUCUCGCAGGCAAGCAAAUGAUUGUCGCUGAGUCAGAAAAUGCUUUACGCAAAUAUGUUCCAGAUGGUGAAUCUGAAAUUCAGGUGAGGGAUGUUUGUUGUGCUGUAACUGUUGUGCGACGGGAAGCGGAGAUGCCUCAUUCACCCUCAGCUACUGGAAAAGGAUCCAAUCAAGCUAUGGAAGAGUCUUUUCAUGACUCACUUAUUAGGAAAAAAUCAUUGGCAAAGACAAUGUCAAAGUAUUAUUUCUGGAUAGGCUUCAUUGACAAGCUUAAACUGAAUAGCUUAUAUACUGACAUUUUAGCUGUGUCGCUAGCUAAUUGAUGCAAGAAUGCAGCUGGUGUGUCGAUGAAGAAUGGAGCUAGUGUGUCAAUGACAUGGCUCAAGCUUAGUUAGUUAGCUUUUCCAAAAAGUAGUUAGUCAGUUCCAAAAGUUAGUUACAAGUUCCACUAGUUAGUUACAGUUUUGCCACAUCCAGUUCAUUCAUUGUAAUUAGAUUAGUUGGAGAUUAGCUCAUGUAAGAGAUUCAUAUAUUCCAUGUAAAGUGUACAAUUGAUUCAUUCAUGAUCAUAAAAAAUAUCUUCUCUCUCUCUA